Phycodurus eques (leafy seadragon) is the source of this 2827-nucleotide messenger RNA. It is a transcript of the gene zc2hc1a, whose product is annotated as zinc finger, C2HC-type containing 1A. The coding region runs from base 140 to 1060 and encodes 306 amino acids. The transcript is spliced from 9 exons. The record is from RefSeq and is a predicted model, not a curated record. Lineage: Eukaryota; Metazoa; Chordata; Actinopteri; Syngnathiformes; Syngnathidae.
GAAAGCGACUCCCUGGCGUCUGUUAGCAAAACCGGAAGUACUCAGGGGUGAACCCCUUUGACAUCAUUCGGCGACUAGCAGUCUUUUGUUUGUUAGGGCAGCUGAGCCGCAUCUGACUUCAAGAAGGAAGCAAACGUUCAUGAUGGACGAAUUCGGAGAUGGGGAAGCCCUUCCUGUUGGAGAGCUGUCUCAGUGUAAUACCUGUAAAAGAAUGUUCUUUCUGAAAGUCCUGGAGAGGCAUUCCAAGAUCUGCCAAAAGUCAACAUCGAAACGGAGGAAGGUUUUUGAUUCCAGCAGGCAAAGAGCGGCUGGCACGGACAUCCCCACCCUCAAACCCCUUAAACCAAAGGCAGAGCCCCCAAGGAAGCCGUCCAAUUGGCGCAAGAAACGCGAGGACCUAAUCUCAGCCCUCCACGCAUCCAGAGCCAGCAUGAGGGCCAUGAAGAAAGGUGCACCUUUGCCCCCGCCUCCUCCUCCUUCAUAUGACCCAGACCUAAUCCAGUGUCCCUAUUGUCAGCGGCGGUUCAACGAAAAUUCCGCUGAAGGACAUAUUAAGUUCUGCCAGGAUCAGGCUUCCAGGAUGGGUAACAGGAACAAGUUGUCCAAUGCCAAGAAAACUCCUGCUCGCGCACAGUACAAGCCCCCCACUCCUGUCAAGAAGGUCAACUCUGCAGUGUCAACCAUCCCUUCGGCCUCCUCCCGUCUCCCUCAGAGAUCAGGCCUUGCUCAGACGACUGGAGUGCCUUCCAGUAAGGCCUCCUCUGCAGCUUCUAUGAGGACAAACACAUCUGGGAUCACGAGCCCUGCUUCUGGUGUGGGAAUGAAAGGUCGAGUAAUGGGCUCGGGAUACGGUUCUCUGAGGAACACUACGCCCGGAAGAGGCCCGCUCAACAAGAAGAAACAGGAAGACACUUGCAUAACGAGGGAUGACGUCAACGGCAGUAACGAUGUGGACAACGAUGAGAAAAAGAGCAAGUUUUGUCACUCAUGUGGGACCAGGUACCCCGUAGAAUCUGCAAAGUUUUGCUGUGAGUGUGGCAUCAGAAGGAUGUGUAUCUAAGGUAAAGGGACCGAUGGGAAAAAUAAAGUAUGUCAACGGUAAGUUUUAUUUUAUUUUAUUUUUAAAUGCAUGGUUUUACAAUUUAUUCUUGUCACCUUUCAUUUGAGUCCCAAAGUCUUCAUCGACAAUUGAAAGCUAUUAAUUGAAAACACAUUAGCUCAGGAUUAUUUUUUCUAAUGGCAGAAUUAUGAUGGCUGUGUUUGAUGUUUGGUUGUUAGAGCAUUUGAGUAGCAGUUAUGGCCAGGGCCGUGUUUCACAAAUAUGGAUCCUACAACUCGAUUUCAUCCACGCCCUUUGACAGGGAUUCAGUCCGUAUAAUCCCAUGUUCCAAAUCUUUAUCACUUUUCGUCACUUCCAGAAGAGAAACAUUCACCCAACUGCUACAAUUUUGAUAUAGCCUUCAAGCUUCAAUUGUUAAAAUAGCUGUGACAUUGGCUUUUUCAAAGUACUGCACUUGUGUUAUUGGACUAUUACUGGAGUCAUUGCCCCACACACCUGUGUCUCAAUUGGUACUAUCCAAUAUGAUAUAGUUCUUAUUAACUGACACAACAGUCUUAAAAGAGACAUUGGAUGAUGAUGAUGACAGAUGUAAUACGAAUUCUACUACGAAUUUUGUUACCGAGCGGGGUGCAGCUAAGACCUUGGGAUAAAGGGCUACCCAGUGUUGCAUCACGUGACCGACACAUUGGGGCGCGCGGCCCUAUGCGGCACUUGACGCGCACACGGCAAAGGUUUUUGCUGUGUGUAGAAUGCCGCGGAGAUCAUCUCCUCGUGAUUGGUCUGUUUUGGCCACAUGGUGUGAGGACGUGCUCAGCCAUCCCCUUGGUUCCACAUAUCAUCUACGUCGCGGCCUUCUUAAUCGAUUUGGCAGCAUAAUUAUAUGCGUCAUCUCGGUCCAUUUGUUCUCGCAGACACUGUCUGCACAGAUUUUAUAGACCGGGACCACGCCCCUUUUAACUUUUAAUGCUGAUAUUUCAUCACAAAUGUAGCAUUCUCUGUAAACCCAUACAUUCCUUUUCCGACUUGUUAUUUAUUCUGUCCUUAUUUCAUCUCAUUUGACUGGAUUUUUGUUAAUCUACUGAAUUUACGUUUUGUUUUUAUUUGCACGUGUACCAAGAUGGAUUGCACGUGUCUUUUGUUUUCGUUUGUUUGUUUUGUUUUCAUUGGUAUUCAGUGAAUUAAGGUAGUUUGGGUCCAAUAAUACAACAAACUUUCAGAGCUUGUCAGAAUUUAGUAUACAAGUGUUUCAACUGAAGUAUUUACCAGUAACGUGUCACUCCAAAAAUGGUGGACAUACUGUACUGAAAAAGCUAGGUUACUUUUUGACUGAAAUCAUACUAAUUUCUCAUAAGACGUUCAAAACCCUGGUAUUGAAAACACUAUGAAUGGGUGUAAAUCAAUAUCGAAUUCAUAUUGAUCUGUUUCAGAAUGUUGACAACACGGACACCUUCAAGCAUGGGUCGUUAUGUAGUUUUUGACACAUUUUGCCUGCUUCUCACGUAAGGUCUGAUGUUCCAUCAGGGUUACAUAAAGUCUCUGCUGCUCGCAUUAACGUUAGGCCGGGGUCAAAGGCACAUGUACCACAAGGUGGCACGGCAUUGACUUAGGAAAUGUAAUAGUCACUUUUACUGUUGGAAAAACGAUCGGAGCCAUGCAUACUUCCCAUGCUUCAUGUUCAUAAAAUAAAAAAUGCGUUCCUAUGCUGACUACAAAAGUCGUGUGUUUGUGCAACUCAUGCAAUGUAUAGCCUCCAUGAAUAAACCUUUA